Molecule: messenger RNA, 1491 nt
Organism: Lolium perenne
Lineage: Eukaryota; Viridiplantae; Streptophyta; Magnoliopsida; Poales; Poaceae
Molecular function (GO): protein binding
Source: RefSeq, a predicted model, not a curated record
AUGGAUUUGCGAUCGGGGCGUCGCCUCGGCUCACGGCCGCUGCUGCAGCAGCGUGAACAACGCCGGCGGCGUGGCCCCGGCGGAGCGGACCGCAUCAGCUUCCUUUCCAAUGACAUGAUUCUCCUGAUCCUGGCGCGCCUGCACUGCGUCGGCACCGCCGUGCGGACCGGCGUCCUCUCGCGACGGUGGCGCGGCCUCUGGACCCUCCUCAGCGAUCUUGCCUUCCGUGGUAUCUAUCCCACCACAAUCGAGGCGGCGUUUUCAUCCUUCAACGCAACCUCGUCCGCGGGCGCCGUGUCCCAACUCGACAUCCACCUCCCAACGAGACCGGAGGCCGCCGACGCGAACUCCCUGCUGCGCGCCGCGGCGCUCUUCUCGCCGGCCAGGCUAGUCUUCACCAUCGCACCGGCAUACGUUUCUGAACCCGGACAACACUACACCAGCUCGAUCCACCUGCCUUGCUUCCAACACACCACCUCUAUCGAGCUAGACGCGCAGCGAUUCACCGUCGAGCCUCUGGCCGCCGGCGAAUUCCCCGCGCUCGAGAGGUUGUCCAUCUCCGGCACGAUCGUCUACAUCGGUGAUUUGGUCACCCGGUGCCCGCGCCUACGCGUUCUCAAGGCCAAGCUCCGCGGCCUCGGGCACCUCUUGCUCAAGCAGGAACUGGGCUCACUCAAAGAUGCGUUGGGCUCUCGCGGAGUGGCAUUGUACCUCGACAUCUGCAUCUACGUUCGAACACCAACCGUCUCGCUCCUUAGCGAGGCAGCGGACCUCUCCCCGCAGGAGCUCGUUUACACGAAUACUUGCUCAACACAUGUCUGGGCUCAAACUCGAAACCUCCCCUGCAUUCCGCGUGCCACCUCGAUUGAGAUCGACAUGGCGGCCAUCAGCUUCAGACGACCAUCGCAUGGCGAGCUUUCAGCACUCGAGAGACUCUGCCUCUCCCGCUGCAACAUCCUAAACCUUGCCGAGUUGGUCUCAUGUUGCCCGCGCCUUCGUGUGCUCAGGGUGGACGGUGAUACGUCCCGACGCGACAUCACCGUCCACUCAACAUCCUUGCAGGAGCUUGUCCUGGGAACCUACCAGGAUUGCCGUGGCGUCAAUGUCGUGACCCCCGAACUUAAGCAGCUGACGUUGGACGUCCGUAGCGACCAGGACCUCGGCACGUCCGUCUUGGCGCCAUUGUUAGAGAACAUCUCGUGGCAGCGCUCGUAUACAUGGCCAGCUCAUGUGUUCAAUUUCUGGUUCCUCGAGAGCAUGAGCUUACAGACCGCGGCAAUCAAUGGGAAAGACGGCGCAUGGUUGUCGGCUCAACAACUCCCUCGCACCCAUGUCUUGUCCAUGGCCAUGCGUGCCUCCGUAAGUUCACGGUCCUUGCUUGUUCAGUUAACUAAUUUCAUCAGUUACCUUGUUAAUUGGUGGUCUUAUGCUCUUGGCAUACUAUUAAGCAGGGUGCCUGGCUUGCAAGAUUCAACUUUGCGAGAGAGGUAG